AUGCGUGGGACCUUCGUUCUUUUGCUUUCUGCGGCGCUGGGCGCCGGCGCUUCACUCACCGAGUCCAAUCUGAAAUCUCAUGUCGAUGUGCUGGCACUCGACUAUGCUUUCAACCCUGUCAAGGCUUCCUACUGGACUGGAUACCCACAUCAUCGCCGGACUCCGUUUGCGGUGUCGCCCGAUGGGAAAUCAGCCUAUAUUGCGUACCUUGAUUCUAGUGCUACAGAUGUCCAUAUACAGCAGUUGGACCCUACUACUUUUUCUGCUACUGGAACCACUGUUACCAUCACCGGUGGAAAGGAAGCUGGAGGCCUUGUCGCCCACGAUGACGGGUUCGCACUGUUGACCAACGAAGCCAUGCCCUCAGGUACUGCCAACGCACCACCAAACGACACACCCGUCCCGGUACUGUAUCGCUACACUUCAGGCAAACAAGCAUGGAAGACCUGGCUUGGAGGACCUGGAGUGCACGAAUCUGAAGGCCUGUCCGCCUCUCCCGACCUAAACGGCGACCUGGUCUACUCCGAAAGCGCUGGCCUUUACGGUGCGUACUUCGUCGUCACCGAUUACUCCGGCGAUGCAUCGGGUCACUUUGGCGAUAGCGUGGAGUAUGUAUCUAAAAGCGGAACUCUUGAAACCAUCGCCGGCGCAUCGAGCGCCUGGGGAUGUAGUCACAACACCGGAAUCGCGUUUGAAGCAGCCGAUGACGCUCCGUUCGCCAGUAUCUGCGCCGAGGAUCAAGGCGCUAUCUGGUUGAAUACCAAGACGCAAGGUAUGACUACCGACGGUGUCAAGAUCUCGAAUGAGAAUACGACCAAUGGUGCCUCUGGCGAGCCUAUGGGUGGCAUGUCUGGUAGUUACAGCGUACUCUCUCGCUUUGCUGAGACUAGCAAGUACAUCUUCGCUUGGGUGUCUCGGGGCGCAAUGGAUGUGACAGAGAACAGCUGGAUGGGGAGUGGAUACACGAAUGUGCAGAACCGUACGAAUGCUCGCAAUGUUGCCAUCUCGCUGUUCUCUGAUAAGUAUACUAAAGUUGGGGCUCAAGCUACGUCUGAAGUUGGGGCUGAGGAUGGAGAUGGUCAGAUUACCUGGGUCACCUCUGGAUCGAAUGACUGCUCCAAUGCUCAUGCUGCAACCUUUGGGAGUAGCAAUGCGCUCAUCACCUGGGAAGAAAUCUCGAAUCCAACUUGUGAUUUCAUCGCUAUGGGAUGUCGGGGUCAGUUUGCCGGUACUCAGUUCCAACAGGUCGACUCGACAGGUAGCAAGAUUGGUGAUUCUUUCAGCAGCAGCGAUGUCUAUGUUGCUGGUGAUAUGGUUCCCAUGGAAGAUGGACGCAUAUGUUGGCCAUAUGUCAGCAUGACUUGGGAUCUAUCGCAUGCGAUUGAUGAAACUUCGUCUGCAAGUGUCAAGAAGCUGAGCAUUGCGUGUAUGGGUCUCGAGGGUGAUACUAGCGAAACCAAAAGUACCUCUUCUAGCAAGACGACUAGUGCCGCCACAAGUAUCACUGUGAGUGAGGCCGCGAGUGCAGUUACAAAAGCGGCUGCGAGCCAGACCAUUUCCAAUGCCCCGAGCGCGACUAGCCAAGACACAGUCGGGGCCGUGGCUGCAAUACCGGGUGGAGGUGACAGCGAUGCAUCGAGCGAUCCUGUGAUCGGGACUUCAAGCACGACUUCCAGUGAGAUCCCAACUCCCACUGUAAGCGCCUCUUCGACUGGCACUGCGGGUAAUAUUGUGGGCGGAAACGACGGCGAUACCCUAAGCAACACUUCGGCCGAGAUUCCCCGCAAGACCCCGACCACAGUUGGCAGUGAUACUUCAAGCGAUGAUCACAUCAACCCCUGGGGCAUGUUCCCAAGCGGUGUGUUUGAUGCACCUCCUAGCGGACUCCCGAGUGGCUUUCCGAAAGGACACGGGAAGGGCCAUGGACGAGGACACGGAAGAGGUCAUGGCAGGUACCAUGAGAGGUGGCCUGAGAUGGCAUAG
Messenger RNA from Penicillium paradoxum, 1983 nucleotides. RefSeq lists its product as uncharacterized. The record is from RefSeq and is a predicted model, not a curated record. The transcript has 2 exons. The coding region runs from base 1 to 1983 and encodes 660 amino acids. NCBI's taxonomy places the organism in Eukaryota, Fungi, Ascomycota, Eurotiomycetes, Eurotiales, Aspergillaceae.